AUGGCUGCUUCUGAUCAACGCCGCUCUCGCCAGCGCGACGAAGAAAGCCCUUCAAAACCAAACAAGAAGAAGAAGGCAAGCAAAAACCCUGAAGCGAAUCUCCUCUUCAAUCUCAACUCAUGCUCAAAGUCUAAAGACCUCUCAGCUGCAUUAGCCCUUUACGAUGCAGCCGUCACUUCCAGCGAAGUCAGACUCAACCAGCAACACUUCCAGACACUUCUUUACCUCUGCUCUGCUUCCAUUAGUGAGCCAUCUCUUCAAAGCCUCGCCAUUGACCGUGGCUUCCAGGUUUUCGACCGUAUGGUUAGUUCCGGGAUAAGCCCUAAUGAGGCAUCAGUCACUUCAGUUGCUCGGCUCGCUGCUGCUAAAGGCGAUGGUGAUUAUGCUUUCAAGAUUGUCAAGGACUUUGCUUCUGUUGGUGGGGUAUCAGUUCCUCGUCUGAGAACCUAUGCGCCGGCUUUGCUCUGUUUCUGCGAGAAGCUGGAGGCUGAGAAGGGUUAUGAAGUGGAAGAGCACAUGGAUGCGGCAGGUAUUGCAUUGGAGGAGGCUGAGAUCUCAGCUUUGUUGAAGGUAAGCGCCGCAACGAGCCGAGAGAAGAAGGUUUAUAGAUAUUUACAGAAACUAAGGGAAAAUGUUGGCUGCGUUUGUGAAGAGACUUCGAAAGUUGUUGAGGAAUGGUUCUGUGGAGAGAAAGCUGGUGAGGUUAGUGAUGAUAAUGGGAUUGGUUCUGAUGUUGAGAUGCUUAGAGAAGCUGUUUUGAAGAACGGAGGUGGAUGGCAUGGGCAUGGUUGGGUUGGGGAGGGGAAAUGGGUUGUGAAGAGAGGUAAUGUUAGCUCAACCGGAAAAUGUUUGAGCUGCAGUGAGCAGUUGGGUUGUGUAGAUGCUAAUGAGGUGGAGACACAGAAGUUUGUGGAUUCUUUGGUGGCUUUGGCUAUGGAGAGGAAGGCAAAGAUGAAUUCAUGUGAUAAAAAGGUGGACUUCAGUGAGUUUCAGGAGUGGCUUGAGAAACAUGGAGAGUACGAAGCUAUAGUAGAUGGAGCAAAUAUUGGACUCUACCAACAAAAUUUUGCAGAUGGUGGUUUCAGUCUUCCACAGCUUGAAGCUGUGGUGAAGGAACUAUACCAUAAAAGUGGUAACAGGAAAUGGCCUCUAAUUCUGUUGCACAAGAAACGGGUCAGGACGCUUCUAGAAAACUCAAGCCACAGGAAUCUUGUUGAGGAAUGGAUCAAUAACGGUGUUCUGUAUGCAACUCCACCAGGCUCCAAUGAUGAUUGGUAUUGGCUCUAUGCUGCUGCUAAACUCAAGUGUUUGCUUGUAACAAAUGAUGAGAUGAGAGAUCACAUUUUUGAACUCUUAGGGACCAGUUUUUUCCAAAAGUGGAAAGAAAGGCAUCAGGUUCGAUAUACUUUUACGAAAGGUAAUUUGAAGCUUGAAAUGCCGCCUCCAUUUUCAGUUGUCAUUCAGGAAUCAGAGAAAGGGUCAUGGCAUGUGCCGGUUUCGUGUCAAAACAGUGUGGAGUCUUCAAGAACUUGGAUGUGUAUUAGCAGAAAAAGCGUUUUAGACUCACAUAAGGUAAACGGAAAGCUUGGAACUUCUGGAAAUGAGAAGAAGAUCCUUAGUAGCUGCAACAAGAGUUUAUUGAGUUCAUGUGAUGCAGCAUCAUUUCACGAUUACAUCAACGAGCUAUUCUCAACCGUCCGAUGCUUAAACCCAAAACGAUCUCCACCGUUGAUCAUCGUCUCUUAUCUCCUUACCGUCGUAGUCGUAGGCUUUCGCAGCCGGUAA
Molecule: messenger RNA, 1785 nt
Organism: Microthlaspi erraticum
Lineage: Eukaryota; Viridiplantae; Streptophyta; Magnoliopsida; Brassicales; Brassicaceae
Source: the annotation of a GenBank genome assembly